Molecule: messenger RNA, 561 nt
Organism: Thamnophis elegans (Western terrestrial garter snake)
Lineage: Eukaryota; Metazoa; Chordata; Lepidosauria; Squamata; Natricidae
Product: proteasome activator complex subunit 2-like
Biological process (GO): positive regulation of endopeptidase activity; regulation of G1/S transition of mitotic cell cycle; regulation of proteasomal protein catabolic process
Cellular component (GO): nucleoplasm; proteasome activator complex; cytoplasm
Molecular function (GO): endopeptidase activator activity
Source: RefSeq, a predicted model, not a curated record
CUAAACGUUCAAGAUUUGACCACUCUUAAAGCUCCUUUGGAGAUCCCUAUUCCAGACCCCACCCCACCCCAAGAAGACAAGAUGGUUACAGAAAAAGAGGAAAGGGAAGCUUCAAAAUGUGCUACCUUGAAAGGAAACGAGGUUCUCAUUUCACUUCUGGAUCGUGUGAAACCUGAAAUUUGUGAGUUUAAAGAAAAAUGCAUUUUGGUCACAAUCUGGAUCCAGUUCAUGAUCCCCAAAAUUGAGGAUGGCAAUGACUAGGUGGUGGUUCAGGAGAAAGUGCUGGAACAUAUCACAGCUCUCAAGAUCAAGACUGAAGCUUCAACCACCAUUGCUAAAUAUUUUCUGGAGUGUGGAGAUGCAGUUGCCAAGGCCUUCAAAGACACUCACAUGAUGGACUACCUGUGUUUGGUUCACGAACAUGAUGAAGCCAUUUACCAAGAAAUGCAGAUCAUGUUGCUUGAUAUCCAUGGAUUUUAUACUGAGCUGUACCACAUUCUAAGCAAAAGCCUGGAGACAUUGACCAAUCCAAAGGGCAAAGAGAAGCUGUCCAUGUACUAA